Molecule: messenger RNA, 2250 nt
Organism: Osmia bicornis bicornis
Lineage: Eukaryota; Metazoa; Arthropoda; Insecta; Hymenoptera; Megachilidae
Product: U2 small nuclear ribonucleoprotein auxiliary factor 35 kDa subunit-related protein 1
Exons: 4
Coding region: 335-2155 (606 amino acids)
Biological process (GO): mRNA splicing, via spliceosome
Cellular component (GO): spliceosomal complex; U2AF complex
Molecular function (GO): pre-mRNA 3'-splice site binding; metal ion binding
Source: RefSeq, a predicted model, not a curated record
UCGAAUUUUAACUACUUGGAUGAAUAUUAUUCCGAAACUGUAUAAUAGUUGAACGAAACAUCGUAUGCAUUCAGUCAUCUUGUUUAAUAAUGUAAAAUACAUUGACGGAAAGCUUUUUCUUCCCGUCAACGCGUAAUUUCGUACAAUUCCAAAAGAUGGGGACUACCUAGAUCGAAGCUGCUUGUUUCGAAGAUAAUAUGGCGGCGUGCACGUGGUGUCUGCGUCUCUGCGACCCACUUAAUUGUCAAACGUGUAACGAACGUUGUUUCGCGACAACCGGGUCAUUCGUAAUAUCGUCGAAGGUGAAACAGAGAUUUUUAUUCGUGAAAAAUGUAUGGUAAUGGAAGGGUGUUGUUCAACGAAAAAGAGCCAUAAAGGGUGGCGACGAAUAGCGAAGAAAGAACGUCGCAGGCGUCUGCGUCGCAAAGCAGCCGUAGAGCGGCAAGCGGAUGAAGAACGAUUGAGGGCAGCACUCGAGCAAAGCGCGGAUUAUUUAAACUGGCUCGAAAAUUGCGAACUUGAAGAAAGGGAAAAAGAGGCACGAGAAAAGGAAGAACACGAUCAGCGAGAACGGGAAUGGUUAGAAGAGGAGGUGAGAGCCCAAAAGGAAUGGCAAAUUCUGCAGGAACGGAAGCGAAAAGCUCGUCUGGUGCAGCUGGAACAGGAGGCGAAAAUUCGGCAAGAAUUCGAGGCGAAACAGGAAGCGAUACGAAAGAAGCAGGAAGAAGAGAAACGUAAAAGAGAGGAGGAUAUUAGAAAGCGAGAGCAGCUUUUGAAGGAGAUCGAUGACUACAUCGAUGACGGGAUCAAGACCCCAGAAGCGUUGCGCGAGGUGAUCGAGAGUCAGCCUGGAAAAGAGCUUUGCCCUUUUUUCAGCAAAACAGGCGCUUGCCGCUACGGCGACACCUGCUCCAGAAAUCAUCGAAGAGUAUGUCUGAGCAAAGUGAUAUUAGUACCUGGCUUUUACACGCAUUUUUCCCUGGAAAAAAAUUCUGCCGAGUACGACACCGAUGUCGCGCUAGAAUUUGAAACUUCCGAAACGAGACAACAUUUUCGUGAAUUUUACAAGGAUGUUGUCCCAGAACUGGAAUCCUUUGGAAGAAUAAAAACCCUGAAAUACUGUUGCAACACUGAGGUUCACCUGCGAGGGAACUUGUACGUCGAAUAUUAUACCGAAAGAGAAGCAGCCAGAGCGUUGAGAAGAUUGAAAGGACGUUGGUACGCCGGUCGGCAGCUCAAUUGCGAAUUUGUCAAUUUGAAAUCUUGGAGAAGCGCCGUAUGCGGGAUGUCAAAAUGUCCGAAGGGAAGGGCAUGCAAUUUUCUGCAUACUUUUAAAAAUCCGCACGACGAGUACGACAUCAAAAGCCCUCCAAGAUGGGCGAAACAGCAGUCGGUCUCCUCUUCUCACGAGGUUGCCAGCACCAGAAGAAGCGAUCACAAAAGUAAAUCUAAAUGGGAGGAUGGCAGCGACGUCGAGCAGAGUAAGAAUUGGAGAUGGUCCGAAUCACCAGAAGUCGAAGUUGAACAUCGUUCGAGAAGCGCCGACAAACGUCAUCGUUAUUCGGACGACAGAAAAUCCAGCCGCGACAAACGACACGAGCCAUCCGACAGAGAAACGUCGAUUAAGCAUCGUCGAUCGAGCUCUGGAAAAGACGAUAAAGUUUCGAAUGGCCGUGAAUCUUGCAGAAGACGUUCGACAAAGCACCAGAGAAAGGGGGAAGAGGAGCAUAGUCACGACGUACCAAAGUCACCAAAAUAUUCUAGCAAAAGACACUCGAAAAGCAGCGACAAGAGUUAUCGCUCGAAAAUUCCUCGAUCUUCGAGCAACUAUUCUAGGAGAGAUAAAGAGGAUCGCGAUAAUGUUAAACAGAAUUCGAAAAAUCACGAUAAAUCUCGUGAAGACUCCCCGAGAAGGAAAUCUAACGAGCUAUCCGAAAAACCCAACACCGUGGACACUGAGAACGCAAAGUAUGCGACACGCGUGAAAUCUAAAUGGGACAAAGAAAAUUUCGAACAAAUUGAUUCGGAAAGCAUGGAAUCUAUGGACUCGGAUUCAUCCGGAUCUAUCGACGAUACGAAGAGUAAAGUCUGUUCGAAAAAGUCUGACGAUGAGUGGGCAACGACGGAUUCUGAGGAUGAAGUUAAAGACAAGUAGCAAGCAAACAACAUUGUCUCGUGUAAUUAUUGUAAUUAAGAUUGUAAUUAGUUUUUCUCUUUUUUCAAAGCUCACUUACCAAUAAAAUGUUUUAU